AGGAACAUGCGCAGUAGCAGCAGACGGCGGCGCGAGCUGAGUUGGGAGAUGGCGGCGGCGGCACUGAGAGUGUGAGCACCGCCCGGGAGCCACUGGCCCGGGCGCACUUCGACCCCAAUCCCGCCCUCCCCGGCCCGCCAUGGGCAACGAGGCCAGCCUGGAGGGCGGCGCUGGGGACGGGCCGCUGCCACCCGGAGGAGCGGGGCCCAGUGCCGGGAAGCCUCCUUCAGCACCAUCCGGUGGCGGACAGCUCCCCGCGGCAGCGGCGACACGGGCCACUGCGGGACCGCCAGGCCCGGGUCCUGGCCCCGGGCCCGGCCCCCGCCUCGGCCCGGAUAGCAUUUCCUGGAGACUGGACCCCAAGGAGCCCCUGGGAAGCCAGAGAACAGCCUCCCCAACCCCAAAGCAAGCUUCUGCUACUGCUCUUGGCCAUGAGAGACCCCGGGAAACCAGGGCACAGGGGCCAGCAGGUCAGGAGGCUGAUGGUCCCUGUAGGACGCUGCAAGUAGACAGCAGGAUGCAGAGAUCAGGGCGGUCUCCGUCUGUGUCACCAGACAGAGGCAGCACCCCUACAUCGCCCUACUCUGUCCCCCAGAUUGCCCCUCUUCCCAGCAGCACCUUGUGCCCCAUAUGCAAGACCUCAGACCUCACGUCAGCUCCCAGCCAGCCAAACUUCAACACCUGCACCCAGUGUCACAACAAAGUCUGCAACCAGUGUGGGUUUAACCCCAACCCUCAUCUCACCCAGGUGAAGGAGUGGCUCUGUCUCAACUGUCAGAUGCAGAGGGCUCUGGGAAUGGACAUGACCACUGCGCCUCGCUCCAAGAGCCAGCAGCAGCUGCAUUCCCCAGCACUGUCUCCUGCUCACUCCCCAGCUAAACAGCCCCUGGGGAAGCCAGAGCAAGAGCAUUCUUGGGGCCCUGGGGGACCACAGCUGGGCUCCCGCCAGGCUGAGACAUCCAGGGCCACCUCAGUGCUGGGGCCUGCCCAAGCAGCUGCCCCUCUAGAGGUGGGGAAGGUGUCUCCUCAGCCCUCUCUCCCCACCAAGCCUUCCACAGCUGAGCCCAGGCCACCUGCAGGAGAGGCCCCAGCAAAAAGUGCCACCACAGUACCCUCUGGGCUCAGUGCCAGUGAGCAGACCCAGGAGGGCCUCACUGGGAAGCUCUUUGGCCUUGGUGCAUCGCUGCUGACCCAGGCAAGUACCCUUAUAUCUGUGCAGCCUGAAGCUGACCCCCAGGGCCAGCCUUCCCCCAGCAAGGGGCCCCCUAAGAUUGUCUUCAGUGAUGCCAGCAAGGAGGCUGCCCCAAGACCCCCAAGCUCAGGGCCUGGGCCAGCACCUGGAACCAAAACUGAGCCUGGGGCUAGAAUGGGACUUGGAUCUGGGCCUGGAACCCUGGCAAAGACUGUGGGAAUGACCAGUCCAAAGCAUGGCAAAGCAGAACAUCAAGCAGCACCUAAGACUGCAGCCAAGCCAAAGACCAUACCAAAGGAGAAGGCCACCUGCCCACUGUGCCAAGCUGAGCUCAACAUGGGCAGCAAAGGCCCCGCCAACUAUAAUACCUGCACCACCUGCAAACUCCAGGUGUGCAACCUGUGUGGCUUCAACCCAACACCCCACCUGGUAGAGAAAACAGAGUGGCUCUGUCUGAACUGCCAAACUAAGAGGCUGCUGGAGGGCAGCCUGGGAGAACAGACCCCCCUGCCACUGCCCACCUCACAGCAGCCUCCUAUAGGGGCUCCUCACCAUGCAGCUGUAUCAGCCCCUCUGAAGCAGAAAGGGCCACAGGGGCUGGGCCAGCCAUCAGGUCCCUUGCCUACCAAGGCCAGCCCCUUGCCCACCAAGGCAAGCCCCCUGUCCCCCAAGUCAACCCCCCUCCCCAACAAGGCCAGCCCCCAGGCCAAGCCCGUUAAGGCUCCUGAAUCCAGCAAGACCCCAAGCAGUGCCCAAGAAAAGAAGACAGGAGUACCUGCUAAAGCUGAGCCCAUACCGAAGCCACCUCCAGAGACAACACUGCCUCCUGGGACUCCUAAAGUAAAGAGCGGAGUGAGGAGGAUUGACCGUGCCACCCCUGUUGUCAAGGCUGUUCCAGAAGCCUCCAAGAGUGGGGAGGCAGAGGAGUCAGUGGGCAAGCCUUACUCUCAGGACCUGUCUCGGAGCCCACAGAGCCUCAGUGACACAGGCUAUUCCUCUGAUGGCGUCUCCAGCUCCCAGAGUGAGAUUACUGGUGUUGUGCAGCAGGAGGUGGAGCAACUGGACAGUGCAGGGGUGACAGGGCCACGUCCACCCAGCCCCUCAGAGCUCCACAAGGUGGGGAGCAGCGUGUGGCCUUUGCUGGAGGCCCAGGCUGUGGCCCCCAGUGCAGAGCAGAGCAAACCACCCUGCAGCAGCGCUGGUGAGAAGCAGAAGCGGCGGCCUCUCUCCUUGUCCAUCAUGCCUGAGGCCUUCGACUCUGAUGAGGAGCUGGAAGAUAUCCUGGAGGAAGAUGAGGACUCUCUGGAGUGGGGGCACCAGCGGGAGCAGCGGGACACAGCUGAGUCCUCAGAUGAUUUUGGCAGCCAGCUGAGGCAUGACUACGUGGAAGACAGCAGUGAGAGUGGCCUUUCCCCGCUUCCACCCCAGCCCCCACUUAGGGCAGCAGAGCUGACAGAUGAGGAGUUUAUGCGACGACAGAUUCUGGAGAUGAGUGCUGAGGAGGACAACCUGGAGGAGGAUGACACUGCUGCCUCAGGGCGUGGCCUGACCAAGCACAGCACCCAGAAGGGUAGCACUAGGCCCAGGCCUGAGCCUGGCCAAGAGCCAGCAGCACUGCCCAAGAGGCGCCUGCCCCACAAUGCCACCACAGGUUAUGAGGAACUGCUUUCGGAGGGAGGCCCUGCAGAAUCCACUGACAGUGGUGGGGCCCUGCAGGGUGGGCUGCGCCGCUUCAAAACAAUUGAGCUCAACAGUUCUGACAGCUACAGCCAUGAACUAGAUCUGGGACAAGGCCCUGAUGCCAUUCUAGACCGGGAGCCUGAGCUGGAGAUGGAGAGCCUGACAGGUUCACCUGAGGACCGCUCCCGUGGAGAGCAUUCCUCCACACUGCCUGCCUCCACACCCAGCUACACCUCGGGCACCUCUCCCACUUCCCUGUCCUCGCUAGAGGAAGACAGUGACAGCAGCCCUAGCCGCCGGCAACGACUGGAAGAAGCAAAGCAGCAGCGCAAGGCCCGGCACCGCUCCCACGGGCCCCUGUUGCCCACCAUUGAGGACUCCUCAGAAGAGGAAGAGUUGAGGGAAGAAGAAGAGCUGCUUCGUGAGCAGGAGAAGAUGCGUGAGGUGGAGCAGCAACGCAUCCGUAGCACAGCCCGCAAGACCCGGCGUGACAAGGAAGAGCUGAGGGCCCAGCGGCGCCGUGAGCGCUCCAAGACACCACCCAGUAACCUGUCACCCAUUGAGGAUGCAUCCCCCACAGAGGAGCUGAGGCAGGCAGCUGAGAUGGAGGAGCUCCACCGCUCCUCAUGCUCUGAAUACUCACCUUCACCCUCCCUUGACUCAGAGGCCGAGGCCCUGGAUGGUGGGCCUAGCCGGCUGUACAAGUCAGGUAGUGAGUACAACUUGCCCACUUUCAUGUCCCUCUACUCCCCCACUGAGAUACCCUCAGGCAGCUCCACCACUCCCAGCUCUGGACGACCCCUUAAGAGUGCAGAGGAGGCCUAUGAGGAGAUGAUGAGAAAAGCUGAGCUACUCCAGAGGCAGCAGAGCCAGGUGGUGGGGGCCCAUGGGCCCCAUGGUGUCCCCUCUCAGCCCACAGGCCCCGGGGGUCAAGGCAUCUUUGAAUACCAAGAUGCCCCAGAUCGUGACUAUGGCAGGGGAGCUCAGCCUGCCCCAGAAAGCACAGCAGCCAGCCUGGGAACAGCUGUAUAUGAAGAGAUCCUUCAGACAUCACAGAGUAUAGCCCGUAUGCGGCAGGCCUCCUCCCAGGAUCUGGCCUUUCCUGAGGACAAGAAGAAGGAGAGGCAGUUUCUGAAUGCUGACAGUACAUACAUGGACCCAAUGAAGCAAAAUGGUGGCCCGCUUACCCCUGGCACUAGUCCCACCCAGCUCGCUGCCCCUAUGUCUUUCACCACUUCCACCUCCUCAGAUAGCAGUGGGGGCCGAGUUAUUCCUGAUGUUCAUGUCACUCAGCAUUUUGCAAAGGAGCCUCAGAACUCCCUCAAGCUACACAGCAGCCCUGCCACCCCUAGCUCAGCCUCCAAGGAGGUAGGAACAUCCUUCUCUCAGGGCCUUGGGACCCCAGCCACCACAGCUGUAGCUCCUUGUCCAGCCAGCCUGCCACGAGGGUAUAUAACUUCAACCUCCCCAGAUGGCUCUGAGCGUACUCUUUCACCAUCUUCCACAGCCUAUAGCUAUGGACAGAGCCUAACCACUGCAAACUACGGGUCCCAAACUGAGGAGCUCCCUGAAGCCUCUAGUGGCUCUGCUGUGGGCAGCCGAGCUGCCAGAGAGAAAGCCCUGAGAAGGACUGAUGGCGAGGCUGGUCCUCCCCGUGCUUCCUGGGGAUAUUCCUACUUUGCAGGCUCUAGCCCGCCUCUCUCCCCAUCGUCCCCCUCAGAGAGCCCCACAUUCUCUCCAGGCAAGCUGGGCCCAAGAGCCACAGCAGAGUUCUCUACACAGACGCCAAGCCCAAUCCCUUCCUUAGAAAUGCCUCGGAGCCCUGGUACCCCCACCUCUACCUCCAUGGUAGCCCAGGGCACACAAACACCACAUAGACCCAGCACGCCUCGCCUGGUGUGGCAACAGACUUCUCAGGAGGCUCCUUUUAUGGUCAUCACACUGGCAUCAGAUGCCUCCAGCCAGACCAGGAUGGUACAUGCCAGUGCCUCCACCUCCCCACUGUGCUCACCUACUGACAGCCAGCCCAUUACCCACAGCUACAGCCAGACAACACCUCCAAGUGUGUCUCAGCUGCCCUCACAGCCACCUGGGCCACCACCUGGUUUUCCACGUGUACCCAGUGCUGGUGUAGAAGGGCCUCUGGCACUAUAUAGCUGGGGUACCCUCCCUGCUGAAAACAUCUCUCUAUGUCGGAUCUCCUCUGUCCCUGGAACAUCUAGAGUUGAGCCAGGGCCCAGGCACCCUGGCAGUGCAGUAGUAGACCUCCGCACAGCUGUCAAGCCCACGCCUAUCAUCCUCACUGACCAGGGCAUGGAUCUGACCUCUCUUGCUGUGGAAGCAAGGAAGUAUGGCCUUGCCCUGGAUCCCAUCCCAGGACGGCAGUCAACUGCCGUGCAGCCUUUGGUUAUCAACCUUAAUGCCCAGGAGCAGACUCAUGCCUUCCUGGGCAAUGCCACUACUGUAAGCAUUACCAUGGCCUCAUCUGUGCUCAUGGCUCAGCAGAAGCAGCCUAUGGUGUAUGGAGACCCCUUCCAGAGCCGACUUGACUUUGGCCAGGGUUCCGGUAGUCCCGUGUGCCUGGCCCAGGUGAAGCAAGUAGAACAGGCUGUCCAGACAGCCCCAUACAGAAGUGGGUCCCGGGGAAGGCCCAGGGAGGCCAAGUUUGCCAGGUAUAAUCUGCCCAACCAGGUAGCACCUCUGGCCAGAAGGGAUGUGUUAAUCACUCAGAUGGGAACCACCCAGAGUGUUAGCCUCAAGUCAGGCCCAGUGUCAGAGCCUAGUGCUGAACCCCAUCGAGCCAUUCCUGCAGAGCUGCAGUCACAUGCUCUGCCAGGUGCCAGGAAGCCACAUGCUGUGGUGGUACAGAUGGGAGAAGGCACAGCAGGCACUGUGACCACACUGCUCCCAGAGGAGUCAGCAAGUGCCCUGGAUCUCACUGGGAUGAGGCCUGAGAGUCAGCUGGCAUGCUGUGACAUGGUCUAUAAGUUCCCCUUUGGCAGUAGCUGCACUGGUACCUUUCAUCCUGCCCCAAGUGCACCUGAAAAGAGUGUGGCAGAUACUGCCCUGCCUGGCCAAAGCAGUGGCCCCUUCUACAGUCCUCAGGACCCUGAGCCCUCUGAGCCCCCUACCUACCGGGCACAAGGGGUAAUGGGGCCUGGACCCCAUGAAGAGCAGAGAUCCUACCCACAAGGCUUCCCUGGAAGGCUGUACUCUUCCAUGUCUGACACCAAUUUGGCUGAGGCUGGCCUCAACUACCAUGCCCACAGGGUUGGGCAGCUCUUCCAGGGCCCUGCACGAGACUCAGCCAUGGACCUCAGCUCCUUGAAGCACUCCUACAGCCUGGGAUUUGCAGAUGGGCGCUACCUAGGGCAGGGCUUGCAGUAUGGCUCAUUCACAGACCUGCGCCAUCCCACAGACCUUUUGACUCAUCCACUUCCCAUACGGCGCUACAGCUCAGUGUCGAACAUCUACUCAGACCAUAGGUAUGGGCCACAGGGAGAUGCAGUUGGCUUCCAGGAGGCCAGCCUUGCCCAGUACAGCGCCACCACAGCCCGUGAGAUCAGUCGCAUGUGUGCUGCACUCAACUCCAUGGACCAGUAUGGUGGGCGGCAUGGCAGUGGUGGCACUGGCCCUGACCUUGUUCAGUACCAGCCCCAACAUGAGCCUGGGCUCAGUGCUCCACAGGGUCUGGCUCCCCUCAGACCUGGCCUCCUUGGUAAUCCUACUUUCCCAGAGAGCCAUCCAGGUCCCAGAAACCUGGCCCAGUAUGGCCCUGCACCAGGCCAGGGAACGGCAGUCAGGCAGCUGCUACCAUCCACAGCCACUGUGCGUGCAGCUGACGGUAUGAUCUACUCGACUAUCAAUACUCCAAUUGCUGCAACCCUGCCCAUCACCACCCAGCCCGCCUCAGUACUGCGACCCAUGGUGCGUGGUGGCAUGUACAGGCCUUAUGUGUCUGGUGGACCCACAGCUGUGCCACUCACCAGUCUCACACGAGUACCCAUGAUUGCCCCCCGGGUACCUCUUGGGCCUACAGGGCUGUACCGAUAUCCUAUACCAAAUAGAUUCCCCAUUUCUUCAAGCGUUCCACCUGCUGAGGGCCCGGUUUAUCUGGGGAAACCUGCUGCCAAGGCCCCAGGGGUGGGUGGCUACCCCAGGCCAGAGCUGCAGGCAGGGGCUGCCCGAGAAGAACCUUAUUCCACAGCUGCCCCAGCAGCUGUCAAGGAGUCUGUGGCAGCCCCCACCCCCACCCCUGCCCUACCAUCUGGCCAGAAGCCACCUGGAGAUGCUGCUGCUGCUGGAGGUGGGAGUGUGACCCUUGGCCGGCCUGGUCUUGAGAAGGAGGAUGCAUCUCAGGAAGAGCGGCAGCGGAAGCAACAGGAGCAGCUGCUACAGCUGGAGAGAGAGAGGGUGGAGCUGGAGAAACUUCGACAGCUAAGGCUGCAAGAGGAGCUAGAGCGGGAGAGGGUAGAGUUGCAGAGGCACCGCGAGGAAGAGCAGCUGUUGGUGCAGCGGGAAUUACAGGAGCUGCAAACCAUCAAGCACCAUGUGCUGCAGCAGCAGCAAGAGGAACGCCAGGCUCAGUUUGCUCUGCAGCGGGAGCAGCUGGCACAACAGCGUCUUCAGCUGGAGCAGAUCCAGCAGCUACAGCAGCAGCUACAGCAGCAGCUAGAGGAACAGAAGCAGCGGCAGAAGGCCCCCUUCCCAGCAACCUGUGAUGCCCCUGGCCGAGGGCCUCCCCCAGCUGCCCCUGAGCUGGCCCAGAAUGGCCAGUACUGGCCACCCUUGACCCAUACCGCUUUCCUUGCUGUGGCAGGGCCUGAGGGGUCUGGGCAGUCCCGUGAGCCUGUGCUGCACCGGGGCCUCCCCAGUUCUGCCUCUGACCUGUCGCUGCAGACUGAGGAGCCAUGGGAGGCAGGCCGAAGUAGCCUCAAGAAGCAGCACUCCAUGCCCCGCCUGAGGGAUGCCUGUGAACCAGAGUCGGCACCUGAGCCCUAUGUGGUCAAGAGAAUUGCAGACAGCAGCGUGCAGACAGAUGAUGAAGAUGGUGAGGCCAGGUACCUCCUGACUCGACGACGCAGGACGAGACGGAGCACUGACUGCAGCGUGCAGACUGAUGAUGAGGACAGUGCUGAAUGGGAGCAGCCAGUGCGCCGGCGCAGGUCUCGUCUUUCCCGGCACUCAGACUCAGGCUCUGACAGCAAGCACGAUGCCACUGCCUCAUCAUCCACGGCCACCACCACUGCUAGGGCCAUGAGCAGUGUGGGCAUCCAAACAAUCAGUGACUGCUCUGUGCAGACAGAGCCUGACCAGCUGCCCAGGGUCUCUCCAGCCAUCCACAUCACAGCUGCCACUGAUCCUAAGGUGGAGAUUGUCAGGUACAUAUCAGCACCAGAGAAGACUGGGCACGGGGAGAGUCUGGCCUGCCAGACGGAGCCAGAUGGGCAGGCCCAGGGUGUGGCUGGACCACAACUUGUAGGCCCAACUGCCAUCAGCCCCUACCUGCCUGGUAUUCAGAUUGUCACCCCAGGGCCACUGGGCAGAUUUGAAAAAAAGAAGCCAGAUCCUCUGGAGAUUGGGUAUCAGGCCCAUCUGCCCCCGGAGUCCCUCUCCCAGCUUGUGAGCCGCCAGCCUCCUAAGUCCCCCCAGGUCCUCUACUCACCAGUCUCACCCCUGUCCCCACAUCGGCUCCUGGACACCUCCUUUGCUUCCAGUGAGAGGCUGAACAAAGUUCAUGUGAGUCCACAGAAGCACUUCACAACUGACAGCGCACUCCGCCAGCAGACGCUGCCUCGGCCUAUGAAGACCUUGCAACGGUCCUUGUCUGACCCUAAGCCCCUCAGCCCCACCGCCGAGGAGUCUGCCAAAGAGAGAUUCUCCCUCUACCAGCACCAGGGGGGACUGGGUAGCCAGGUGUCGGCGCUGCCACCCAACGGCCUGGCCCGCAAGGUGAAGCGGACACUGCCCAGCCCCCCUCCAGAGGAGGGUCACCUUCCCCUGGCUGGCCAGGCCCCCCCACAGCUGUAUGCAGCCAGCCUGCUACAGCGAGGGCUAGCGGGGCUCACCACCGUCCCUGCCACCAAGGCCAGCCUGCUUCGGGAGCUGGACCGGGACCUGCGCCUGGUGGAGCAUGAGUCCACCAAGCUGCGCAAGAAGCAGGAGGAGCUGGACGAGGAGGAGAAGGAAAUUGAUGCCAAGCUCAAGUAUCUAGAGCUGGGCAUCACUCAGCGCAAAGAGUCUCUGGCCAAAGACCGAGGUGGCCGUGAAUGCUCACCCUUGCAUGGCCUUGGUGUACAUCGAGAUUACCUGUCAGAUAGCGAGCUCAAUCAGCUGCGGCUGCAGGGCUGCAUCACUCCUGCCCGCCAGUAUGCAGGCUUCCCAGCCACAGCUGUUGCACCAGCCACCCCCUCAGUCCCCACUGCCUUCCAGCAGCCCCGAUUCCUGCCUCCAGCCCCACAGUACACUGUAGGCAAUAUCGGGCCAGCUCAGAAUGAACUCCCAGCCCACCAGGCACCCACCUACCCUGGCCCCAACACGUACCCAGCACCUGCCUUUCCUCCCAGCACAAGUUACUCAGCCGAGCCUAGCCUGCCAAACCAGCAGGCUUUCUGCCCCUCAGGCCACUAUGCAUCCCAAACACCCAUGCCAACCACACAGAGUACCCUUUUGCCUGUCCCAGCUGACAGCCAUGCACCUCACCAAAAGCCACGUCAAACAUCAUUAGCUGACUUGGAGCAGAAGGUGCCCACCAACUAUGAGGUGAUUCCCAGCCCUGUUGUGGCCAUGUCUUCGGCCCCUUCUGAAACCAGCUAUAGUGGACCAGUAGUAAGCAGCAGCUAUGAGCAGGGCAAAGCCCCUGAACUGCCCCAAGCCAGUGACUGUGGGAGUGUGAGCCAGAGUCCAGUCCCCACCUACCCCUCUGACUCACACUACACCAGUCUGGAGCAGAAUGUUCCUCGGAACUAUGUGAUGAUUGAUGACAUCAGUGAGCUGACCAAGGACAGCACCCCUACUGUGCCUGAUAGCCAGCGUCUAGAGUCCUUGGGACCAGGCAGCAGUGGGCGUCCUGGGAAGGAGCCUGGAGAACCAGGUGUCCUUGAGGGGCCCACACUGCCCUGCUGCUAUGCCAGAGGAGAGGAAUCUGAGGAGGACUCAUACGAUUCCCGUGGGAAGGCUGGCCAUCACCACAGAACCAUGGAGAGCAAUGGACGACCCGCCAGCACCCACUACUACAGUGACAGCGGCUACAAGCACGGGGCUCGAGUAGAAAAGUAUGGUCCAGGGCCUGUGGGGCCCAAGCAUCCCUCCAAGAGUCUAGCCCCAGCUGCUAUAUCCUCAAAACGAAGCAAACACCGGAAACAGGGGAUGGAACAAAAAAUCUCCAAGUUCUCACCUAUUGAAGAGGCCAAAGAUGUGGAGUCGGACCUGGCCUCUUACCCCUCAACUGCUGUCAUUAGCAGCCCGGCCUCUAGGGGCAGGAAGUUCCAGGAUGAAAUCACCUAUGGGCUCAAGAAGAAUGUAUAUGAGCAGCAGAGAUACUACGGGGUGUCCACCCGGGACAUAGCAGAGGAAGAUGACCGCAUGUAUGGGGGGAGCAGCCGGUCUCGGGUAGCAUCUGCGUACAGUGGGGAAAAGCUGUCCAGCCAUGAUUUCAGUGGCCGAGGCAAGGGGUAUGAACGGGAAAGGGAGGCUGUGGACCGACUUCAGAAAGCAGGCCCCAAGCCCUCAUCCCUGAGCAUGGUCCACGGCCGGGCACGGCCCCCCAUGCGGAGCCAGGCCUCUGAGGAAGAGAGCCCCGUCAGCCCCUUGGGGCGGCCCCGCCCCACUGGGGGCACACUGCCUCCUGGGGAUACCUGCUCACAGUUCUGCUCCAGCCACUCCAUGCCUGAUGUCCAGGAGCAUGUCAAGGAGGGACCACGGGCCCACUCGUAUAAGCGUGAGGAGGGCUACAUCCUGGAUGAUUCCCACUGCGUGGUAUCUGACAGUGAAGCGUAUCACCUGGGCCAGGAGGAGACGGACUGGUUUGAUAAGCCCCGGGAUGCCCGCUCUGACCGGUUCAGGCACCAUGGGGGCCAUGCAGUCUCCUCCUCCUCCCAGAAGCGAGGCCCUGCCAGGCACAGCUACCACGACUACGAUGAACCUCCUGAGGAGGGCCUGUGGCCUCAUGAUGAGGGUGGUCCAGGCCGCCAUGGCCCAGCCAAGGAACAUCGGCACCACAGUGAGCAUGGGCGGCACACAGGCCGCCAUGCUGGUGAGGAGCCAGGACGGCGCACUGCCAAAUCACAUGCCCGGGACCUGGGUCGCUAUGAGGCUCGGCCCCACCCUCAGCCCAGCCUCACCCCAGCCAUGCUGAAAAAGGGUCAGCCUGGGUACCCUGGCCCAACUGAUUACUCCCAGCCAUGUCGUGGUCCAGUGGCAUACCACCAUGCCUCUGACAGCAAGAAGGGCUCCCGGCAGGCCCACUCUGGGCCUGCUGCACUGCAGCCAAAGCCAGAACCCCAGGCACCACCACAGCUACAAGGUCGGCAGGCAGCUCCAGGGCCACAGCAGUCACAGCCACCAACAUCCAGGCAGAUGCCCUCAGGGGCAGCAUUACGCCAGCCACAAAUGCAGCAGCAGCAACAGCAGCCAGGUCUUGGGCAGCACCCUCCCCAGCAGGCCUCAUCACAGGCCCGGCCACAGCAGAGCCAGCCAACUGCCCGGGGCCCAGCCUCUUCUGCCAGCCAGCUAGCAGGGAAGCCCCAUCCAGGUUCCACGACAGCCCCAGGCCCCCAGCCAGCAGGAUCGCCACGGGCAGAACAGGCAGAUGGCUCUAAAGUGGCAGCCAAAACACCCCAACAGGGGAGGGCUUCCCAGGCCCAGCCAACACCAGGACCUGGCCCUGCAGGCACAAAGCCUGGAGCCAGGCCUGGAGGAACCCCAGGGGCUACUCCUGGCCAGCCAGGAGCUGAUGGGGAGAGUGUGCUCUCCAAGAUCCUCACUGGUGGGGCAGCAGAACAAGCCGGCAAGCUGACAGAAGCUGUCUCUGCUUUUGGCAAAAAAUUCUCCUCGUUCUGGUGACCUUGCCCAGCAGGACUCUUGAAGACAUGAAGAGAGAUGAUGUCAUUGCUGUGGAAAAAUCUCUGGAGUCAAAGGCCUGGGUGCAGCUCUGGACUCUGCGUAUAACACGUCUACAAUCUGGCAAACUCUUGGCCCAAAGCUGGACAAGUUGGGACCAUGGGCCUGGGGGAUUUUGUCUUUCCAGAGACCUUGUCUUCCUCAGUCAACUGUCGUGGGGAGGGAAGACCCCUCUCCAGAACCCUGAGACCGCAGCUGUCUGCCACUCUUCCCACAGCCAGCCAGGCUUCCAGUGCGUUAUACACAGAGUUUGGGAGUACACUGCCCUCCUUCCAAGAUGCCAGAAGUUUUUCCACAGCCUUGGAGAGGGGUCUUUGAUUGGGCGCCUUGCGCUCGUUUCCUUCACAUUCCAGCUGGCUUGGAUCCCUCUGUAGCCACAGGGCCCUGCCCCUUCACCUUGUCCUCUGGGUGACAGCGGAGCAGACCUCCACGUGGCCAGCACAGGGUUGGGAGAACUUUACAAACAUUAGGACCUAACACUGUCUCAUUGCUGAAAUAAGAGGCCAUAGCACCGAAAAGCAGUGUGGGCACUGGCUGAGGCUUCUCCCAGCCCAAGGGUGGCAGUGUGCCUUCUACACACCUGCCAUCAUCUUAAAGCCAUCCCCCAGCCAUCUCCAGCACCCCAGCAGCACCGCCAUUGUCUCAACCAGCUGGCUCCUCAUCUGUACACCUGGGGAUUUCUUUUCAUUUCAAGAACAGCCUUAAUCAUUCCAGUUUGGUUUAUGUGUAUACCUCAUGAACAUUUUUCUUUCUCUUUCCCUUUCUCAUUUUUCUUUGCUCAUCCCUUUUGCCUCUCCCCUCCACUACCACCUUGUGACUGAUGGUUUGGUUUCCUCUUUGCUCUGCCCCUGCUCAGCACAGGGAGAAUGUUGACUAAGAAGCAAUAGGGGGCAACAGGCCACCAAGAGCACAACCCGAGGGCGAGGCCUAGGGAGGCCCUUCAGCCCGCCUCUGUUUACUGUGCAAUUCCAGUCCUUCUUAAGCCAUCACCAGUGGGUGUGCUCAGAGCAGAGAGGCCAAGGCUUCUGCCAGCUGGGGGAAAGGCCCAGAGCCCCAUGUAGGGCAAUGUGGCACCAUCUGUCUACCUGGUGGACUGGGCAGCAUUCCUCCCUAAGGCCCUUACCUGGGGGAGCCUCCCUUCAUCUUAGGCACAGCCACAAGUCUCAUCUUUAACGUUCUAUGCAAUGAAAUAUAAACCCUCAAAGACAACUGUUAAUAUUUAAUAAAUUCCAUGUUAUGUAUAAGGAGUUAAUUGCAAACAUGUGAUUGAGAAACUGGAUAGAUAUGCUCAUAUCACCACCCCCAACCCCUGCUCCCACCAUCUGUGUGUGUGAAAUUCUGUCUGUGGCAUGUUUGACCUGUGGCAGGACUCGCUGCUGCCAGGUGAGUCACCGCCUGUCCCGCAGUGGAGCAUGCACAGCUCGCAGCCUCUUUGCACGAUUUUAUCCAUUUUAAAUGCUCGACCCUCUUGCUUGGAGUUCUUUUGCCUCUGAACCUCUCCUUCAGGAACACUUCUAGUGACUUCUGCACAAGCUAGUGAGGACCUGCCAGAAUUGUUGCCCAAGUAUGCCAGGCUGCGAGGCAGGCAGGACAAGAACCCACAUGUCCUGCAGUUUCCUCCUGUUCAAGAUAAAAGGUAAAACAGGAAACCCUGAUGUAGACACAAUGGUAGGAGCCUGCAUAGGAUGCAUGUGUAUGAAAGUUCUGAAGGUUUGCUGUAUGAUUUAUAUCUGUACACCAUUUCCCCCUCCUACUCCAGCCCUCAGCCAGAGGCAUCUGGGUAUUCCUUCCCAGUGGGACCCUGCUUAAGACAGAGCUGGACUGCAUCCUUGACCAGAGAGGCAGAGGCCAAAGGCAGAGCCAGGCUGUGUCCUAGGCACCCCAGGUCCUGACUAAACCUGAUUCAUGCUUCUCCUUUGUGGUAAAAAGGCACUUGGGAAGAGCUGGAUUUGUGGUGCUUGUCUUUGACUGACAGUGUCAUCUGGAGCAGGUAAACUGUUCACAUAAACAGUGGCUUUAAGCUGAGCUUCUUGGGAAGCUUCUCAAUAGCAGAACUUACUCAGGUUCUGUGUGACUCUUUCAUCAUCCAUCCCUGGGACUUCCCUACCCAAGUACCUACUGUCAUCAGCUUCUCCACUGUGGGGCCAGGAGAGGCUCUGACAGUAGCUGCCUAACCCUCAAGGCCUGACCUUCCUCCAGAGUGCUCUGGUUUGCACCAUGCAUUUCUCAGGGGUCCACAUUUCUCAUGCUUUUCUAUAAGGCCUAUACACCCCUUAAGAAAGGGAUCCUGGACACCUCUGGCAGCUCUAGAUAAGACAGGAAGUUUCCAACCUCCUUGUUGGACCUGGUGUCCUGGGAUUUGGCCUCCCCUAUUCCAUCAGACAAAUGCCUCAUCUCUAGAUAGAGAUCAGGCCUAGGGUGUAUGAGGCCUUCUGAGCAAGGGCUGAGGGAGGCCAUCAUCUAGUUUCCCUACCUACCCAAGGUCUGUGUGGGAUGGCCUGAAUGAAUAUUUGCUUUGGUGUCACUAAUGGUGGCCAGGGGAUGGGACUUGGAGUAGAAUGUAGGCAGGGAGAUGCCAGCAGGUCAGCCUCUAGCAGGCUGCAUGUCAGGCUUUCAAGUAUUGACUUUUCAGCAGAUUUCCUUUUUGGCCAAACCUUCUGAGUUUAAAACUUCUGACAAUUGAUCCUCGAUACGAAAAAAAAAACCCCAAAACAAAAAAUUUCUGACAUCUGCCACUCCCCAUCCCUCACCGAACCCACAGGACAAAUCAUUGCUCUAUGAAGAAACUGAAGGCUGCAGCAGCCCUCUGGAUCAUGGCAGUCCUGGCCCUUAUGUGGAUGCAGCUGUGCCUCUAGGGGCAAUGCAGCCAGAGGCUGAGGGACUAGCGUUUGGUGCUUGGGAAGUGGAGAGCAAUAUGCACUUUCCUAAUGGACUAGAGGUCUCCAGGAUGCAGUCCAGGCCUUCUCUAGUUCUCCCUCCAAGUGUCAUGAACAAGGGCACUCUCUCUUUUGUCCACUGGAGGGCCCAUGCACUCAUUUAAUAGUGACAGCCCUUCCCCCACUACCAUUCUCUCAGGCCUUGGACAGAGCAUGUGAUCUCAGGGCCCGCAGUGAAAGAGCAGAAGUGGCAGCAACUCUGGCCUGUCCCCUGGAACCUGUAGGGAGUUUUCCAGGACAGUGCAAUCUCACCCUAUUGGACCCUCCCCUCCUCCCUUCCCCUACCCAUGCUGUAAAUACUGGUUGUCAUGGACUCAGACAAAGUCAAAGGAACAGGCCUAAUCAACUUAAACUCCUUGGAGAUGCCAUCUGUCUCCCUAGAUGUCAGUGCCCUGCUGCCAUGUGCACUGAGGUAGUACUAGAGAGCCAUGGAAGUCAUGAGAUAUCAUGUGGAUGCAUGUAAAUGUGUGUGUGUGUGUGUGUGUGUGUGUGUGUGUGUGUGUGUCUGCCUCAUUUAGCCUCUGGGGUCAAAUCAGCUCCUUCUCCAAGUAGCCUGGAGAGUGGUGGCCACAAACACCUUUUCCUCUAGCAUCCCUGUCUUGUUUUUGCUUUUCCUUCUUCCCUCUUCCCUCUCUCCCUUUCUUUUCUUUUUUCCUUCUCUCCUUCUUUAUUUGAGGGGGGAAAGAGUGCUGUACAGUCAAACAAGUUUACAGUUGUAAGUGCAAUGACGAGUCCUCCACAUGACCUUGUGAAUUGUGUGCUGUCCUUCCGUGCUCUGUGAGAACUCGUGGUACUUCAGUGUCCCUCCCCUCCUGUAUUGUGACAAGGUAAUUCUGUGGUAUCAGAAUAAAAAGACUUGAUAUAAACAACCUA
Heterocephalus glaber (naked mole-rat) is the source of this 15801-nucleotide messenger RNA. RefSeq names its product bassoon presynaptic cytomatrix protein (gene Bsn). Gene Ontology annotation, molecular function: metal ion binding; structural constituent of presynaptic active zone. NCBI's taxonomy places the organism in Eukaryota, Metazoa, Chordata, Mammalia, Rodentia, Bathyergidae. Gene Ontology annotation, biological process: protein localization to synapse; presynaptic active zone assembly. The record is from RefSeq and is a predicted model, not a curated record. Gene Ontology annotation, cellular component: GABA-ergic synapse; glutamatergic synapse; cytoskeleton of presynaptic active zone.